AUGAACUAUGCUUCUGAGCCUCAACUCCUCUUCUUCUUCAGAGUAAUCAUAUAUCAUGCGCUAAGAACUCCUCUUCUUCUUCUUCACAAAUGCUACCCUGCAAACUCUUCUCUAACUUCAAGUAGCUUAUUAGCACAAGACCAGAGUUGCAUUUCAUGGCUAAACACACAAGCACCAAAAUCUGUUAUUUAUGUUAGUUUUGGGAGCAUUGCAGCAAUAAAGGAAACUCAGUUUUUGGAGAUAGCCUGGGGGCUAGCCAACAGCAAGCAGCCCUUCUUGUGGGUUAUUCGACCCGGAUUAGUCCAUGGGUCAGAUUGGCUUGAAGCAUUACCUAGUGGGUUUCUUGAGACCUUGAAUGUUAAGGGGCACAUUGUUAAAUGGGCACCUCAAAAAGAAGUGCUUGCCCAUCAAGCGGUUGGUGUGUUUUGGACUCACAAUGGCUGGAAUUCUACAUUGGAGAGUAUCUGCGAGGGGGUACCUAUGAUUUGUAUGCCAUGUUCUUCUGAUCAAAUGAUGAAUGCAAGAUAUGUAAGCGAUGUUUGGAAGGUCGGGUUGCAGUUACAACAUGGGGUCGAGAGAGUCAACAUUGAAAACACCAUUAGAAGACUAAUGGUGGAGAAAGAAGGGGAAGAGAUCAAAAACAGAGUUUUAAGGCUAAUGCAGAAGGCAAAUUUUUGCCUCAAACAAGGUGGCUCAUCAUACCGAUCCUUAGAUGCCUUGAUCAAACACAUUUUAUCAUUUAAAUGAAUUGUAUUUCCAGACUCAUAAUCAGUCAUUGAUUAUAACGUGUAUGUAGGUCAUCAUUUACAAUAAAAAAAAAAUCUAGUAAUC
Messenger RNA from Rosa rugosa (rugosa rose), 831 nucleotides. RefSeq names its product UDP-glycosyltransferase 76B1-like. Bases 1 to 747 code for a protein of 248 amino acids. The transcript has 2 exons. The record is from RefSeq and is a predicted model, not a curated record. Gene Ontology annotation, molecular function: UDP-glycosyltransferase activity. Lineage: Eukaryota; Viridiplantae; Streptophyta; Magnoliopsida; Rosales; Rosaceae.